UUUAUUUAUCAAAGAUAAAGCUUCGCAGGCCAUGCGAUUUCUUAAUACAUCUUAAACACAUUCAUCGAAUGCUUGGAUAUAAGGGCAUUUGUCGGAGGGCUUACGACAGACUUUGAUCAUAUGAGAGGAAUACACAAAACUGUCAGUGGAACCCUUUGUUGGUAUUUUAACGAAAUAAUUUUGAAGAUGACACAAUGGAAACUUUUACUUCUCACGUGUGCGAUUGUGUUCGGAAGUGCCGUGUCAGAGGAAACUCACGAUGUCUACGACUAUGAAAUCGACAGCGAGGGUCACGCAAUGGAAGGGUACCUCUUUCCUGAUCUUGAGUCGGGGGACAGGAUACUGGUGAAUCUAGAAGAUGGCGAAACUCUUACAGAGAAUGGAAACGAAGUCAAGUACAUCCGACUCAAAAUUAGAAAAUCUAAAAACACAUCGGGCCCUGCUCCCAUUUUCCGAGUGUUCGACACGGAACACUUCUCCGUCAACAAAGACAACUACAUAGUGGUGGACACAAACAACACAGCUAAAUUACAGGAAGAGAAAGAACUCAAAUUUUAUGUUGUACUCACAAACAAUCAUAGGCAGGCAGUGUCAAACCCUCUUCCAUUCAUUGUUCGGAUUGAGAAAAAGACCGAGAAUCCAUCUGACUACUCUCUUCAUUCCGCCAUUUUCGCUGGAGUCUUGGUGCUAAUCAUCGUUAUAUUGGCUCUGGGAAUUCCGUUUGGAAUAAGAGCCAAAAGGCGAAUGAAAAGGGGAAAACCCGUCAUGAAAUUGGGUAGUCAUCCGGGUUCUAGUCCCGAUCUCAAGAUGAUCGUUUCGGAAUCCGUGGAGGAUAUUCCGGGAAUGCACCGCAAUCCGACCGAACCAAACUGGUACGGAGAAAAAACCAUUCUAUCAUACGAGCAAGAAGUGAAAACGGAGAAAGCUGCCUUCACCAAAGAGAUCAAACAGCUAGAGAAGAAGAUUUCUCUUGGAUUGAGCAAAGAGGCAGACGAUGAUGACGAUGGGUUAGUGAAGCGUUCAAAAGAGGAGCAAAAAGGGAUUCUAAAGAACGGCAACUCUAGUCAUGACAAUGGACAAGUGUCGUUCUCCGUUGACGUGCACGGAGCCAACGUUAACGUAAAGACAGAACAAACAUCUAAACUAUAACGUUUUUAAUUGCUUUUCGCCAAAGAUAUAAAACGUAUAUUUUUAUUAAGAAAGGUUUUUUUCAUCCACCUUGCGUCGGAUGUAAUGUUAAAUUGUAAUUUGACACAGCAUUAUACACUGUUCAUGUUAGAUAUAUACACUAAAUAUUCCUAUUUAUCAUGAAACAUAUUAAUUUAAUAUAUAGAUUUGUA
Messenger RNA from Magallana angulata, 1340 nucleotides. RefSeq lists its product as uncharacterized. The record is from RefSeq and is a predicted model, not a curated record. The coding region runs from base 121 to 1149 and encodes 342 amino acids. The transcript is spliced from 5 exons. NCBI's taxonomy places the organism in Eukaryota, Metazoa, Mollusca, Bivalvia, Ostreida, Ostreidae.